Messenger RNA from Pocillopora verrucosa, 2204 nucleotides. Its product is annotated as RUN domain-containing protein 1. The record is from RefSeq and is a predicted model, not a curated record. NCBI's taxonomy places the organism in Eukaryota, Metazoa, Cnidaria, Anthozoa, Scleractinia, Pocilloporidae.
UUGGAUUGCUUGUUUUCGUCACCGCUCAGUAGUUUGAUCUACCGUUGAUCUCACGGAUUUAUGCGGUUUAGUCUGCUUCAGUUUGGACUUAAAUUCGAAAGUUAGUUCCAGAGAGUCGUGGGUCUGCAAUGAGAAUGUAUGGUAGUGUUUGAAACAUAACAUGGCAGACUUUGAAUACGACGAUUCGACCUUUUACAGCUCUCGUCCUUUGGAGGAAAGAUGGCCGCCUUUGGGAGCAGCCAUCGACAAUCCCGCCGAAAACGGUGGAAAGAAUUCUGAAAUUUCGAGAAAGUCAGAUCCUGAAAAGAUCAGAGACCUUGAGGAUGAACAAGAGGAGUUGAAUGGCUCUCUACUUGCUCUCACAAGCCAUUUUGCCCAGGUCCAGUUUCGAUUGAAGCAGGUUGUUGCUGCUCCCGCAGAGACUAGAGAGCGUUUGUUGAUGGAAUUGGAAGAGUUUGCUUUCCAAGGAUGCCCUGAUGUACGUGGUCCAAAAGCAAAGGAAAGUCCAAAGAAGGCAUUGAAUGAUAAUGGUGCAGGAGAAAAUAACUUACAGGAAUAUGAACUGAAGCUGAGUGUGGAGAAAAGGAAACAAGCUAGCCUGAUAGGACAGCUAAAAGAUCAGUUAGAAGAAAUGGAGAAAUGUGUGGCUAUGGGAGCUUCUGCAAAUGUGAAUGAAGAAAUAAGCCCUGAAAAGCUUGUGGAGAAGCAACGGAUCGUGAUUGAGGAAUUGAAGACAAAAAUGGGUCUCAACUUAGAUGGAAUAGAAAAAUUAAGCAAUGAUGAUGUGCGAAAAAAUGUUGACAGUGCUAUAGGAGAGCUGAUGAAUCCUGUCAAGACAAAGGAAGAACUUGUUAAACAACUCACAACUCAAAUUGCUGAUCUAGAAAGAUUUGUCACCUUUUUACAAGGAGAAGUUGAGAAUGCAGAGGAGCGCACUGAACGAGCUAAACAAUGUCCGUGCCCUGUACACGCCAAAAGAGGCGGAAGAAAGCAAAAAGAUCGACUGAGGGGUAAAGGAGCGCACAGAUCAAUGGAAUAUUCAUCGGAGAGCGAAAACAAGCUGGAUUAUCCGUGUGACUACAGCUUACAAGAGGAUAUGUCUGGCAGUGACGAUGGUAAUGGGUGCUGUCUUCACGUGCCUCCCGUCCCUGAAACACCAGAGCAGGUCCAUAGUAAGCAGAGAAUCCGAGAUGCAAGCCUGGCCAUAAUCAAAAGAGCACUGGCAAUUUUACAGUUGUUUGCGAUAAGUCAGUUUGGGUGUACUGGGAAACAGAUUCAAGACCAGAUUAUAAGAAAAGCUACUUCAGUAGCCGCACCAGGAUACUUCGAAAAUCUUGCACAGCUCCAGCAAGCUGUGCUGAAAAUUAUCGACAUCAAAUCACGUGAGCCUCCCAGUGAUGGCGAAGAGUCUGGCUCUAAUUCUCCUCAGUCUCCGAUGGCCGUGCAAAGACGGUCUCGAAUUCGCACCAGUUCGAUGUCUUCUGAUACCACAGAAAGCAGUGACAGGUUUGAUUACGCCAGAGAUGCUGAACUGGUGAAUGUCGUUAGAAAAGAUCUGGCCAUGGCAUUGAAGGCUUUGUUUCAACAUGGACUAGUGAGGUCUGUCGACAAUCGUCUCAUAUCUUCCAAGUCACUCGUGGCAUGUAUUGUACCAACAACAAGGUCUUCCUUUCCCAAGAGAAUGCAUAUAUGGGAACUUUUCAAUGAAUAUUACGGAAUGAAGCAUGGUAGAGAAUAUAAUUCUACGCCUGCUAGACGGCUCUCUGAGGCGUUUGGUAUCGAAGUUCAAGGUACAAACAUCGUCACAGCCAAACAGACCCUGUUGAGAACACUGCAUAGAAUAAAAACAACACACGAACCCUGUAGGAGAAGCAUGGAUGCAAUGUUCAAAUCUUUGGUGUGCGCUGGAAUAAAUCAAAAAAGACUGACCCACUGGUGUCGUCUCAUCGUGAAGAGUUCGUCACUCUUGGAAGAACAUUACCAAUCAUGGUCGUACGUUUUAAAAACGGGAAUGAAUGAGGCUUUAGAACACUUGGAUCGUCUCAAUGAGUAUAAUUUCCAUAUCCCUGAAGAUUUGGCCAUAAGACAUCUAACCAAGAUAAAUGACGCCUUUGGAGACACUUGACUACUGACUGAAUGUACAUGAAUCAGUUCACUUGAUCUGAGAAUAGAAAAAAAUAUUAAAAGGCAAUUUUCUUUAAGAA